Molecule: messenger RNA, 1647 nt
Organism: Glarea lozoyensis ATCC 20868
Lineage: Eukaryota; Fungi; Ascomycota; Leotiomycetes; Helotiales; Helotiaceae
Product: Cytochrome P450
Exons: 10
Coding region: 1-1647 (548 amino acids)
Molecular function (GO): iron ion binding; monooxygenase activity; heme binding
Source: RefSeq, a predicted model, not a curated record
AUGGCGCUCCUUAGUAUCGAUACGAAUAUUUACUCUAACAUAAUACUUUAUGGCCUUGUCAUUGCUUUCUUGACCUCGUUACCGAAAUCUUGGAUCCUGCGUCCAGGGACGAAGACCGAUAAUCAUCCCAGUAAAGGGUCAUAUCCACUUAACCUGGGUGCAACAAUACGAAACCGGUGGCGAGCCUGGACAUUCUUGAUCAAAGGCCCUUCAAUUAUCCAAGAUGGUUAUAACAAAUCAAACGGCGACCCAUAUGAAGUCUUCUCACCCGACAAUCGAUAUGUCUUCGUGUCCAAGGAAGAACACAUCAAAGAGGUUGACUCGGCUCCCGACACGGUCCUGUCUCUCCAAGCAGCAUCGAAACAGAUGUUACAACCCAAGUAUACCAUGGCUGGAUUUAAUUGGUUUGAUCGGCGAGGUACAGAGGGUGUCGGAUUUGUUCGUGCACUUCGAACUCUUCUCACCAAUAACCUACCCGCAGUUCUUCCAGAACUACGAGUAUCUGUCUCCAAACUCAUCGACGAGAUGCAUGAUUCACACUCAGCCGUAGACGGUAAACUCAAAUCUCUACUCGACGUGAAAGUAAUAAGCGCUGACGUAGAAAUAGGUGUAAAGCAUUCGCCACUUCUUCCUAUGGUCUUGAGGCUGACCGCCUUGACGAAUGCAAGAGCUUUUUUUGGCCAAGAACUUUGCCAGAACGAAAACUUCAUGCGCUCCGCCAUGGCAUAUAUUGAGCAGACACUAGCCUUGGCAGAAAUCAUUCGACUACUGCCCUCCUCGAUUGCACCAAUUUUUGGAAAAGUACUCGCAAAAACUUUGACGUCCCAGAAGGAGAUUUUUAAAGCCAUGAUGCCUAUAGCUGAAGAACGAAUUCGUGAGAAAGAGCUCAAAGCAUUAGGCCAGAAAGUCCCAAUUCAUCACGACUGUAUUCAAUGGAUCAUGGAAACUGCCCCAAGAUCGAAUCCAUGGUCUGCAGAAAGAAUCGUUCACGAGCUGAUGGCGAUUUGGUUUGGAUCGGUACAUGUGCUAACAACGACGAUCGCAUUCGCCAUGCACGACUUGUGCCUGCAUCCAGAACACACGGAGCCGCUGCGGACGGAACUCAGAUCCGAUGCUUACUCCGAAUUUGAACGGACAGGUAAAGGCCUCCCUCUAUUGGACAGCUUCAUCAAAGAGUCCGCUCGCCUAACUCCCGUGGAAUCAAUGUCGACACGUCGUCAAGCAAUUGCACCGUUCACCUUCUCAGAUGGCACUCACCUCGCUGUCGGUGAUUGGGCUGUUACGCCCCUUCGAGCCAUGCUACAUGAUGACGCGCAUUUCCCUGAAGCAAACCAGUUCAAUGGGUUCCGUCACGUUCAGCCCGCGGUCUUGGAAAAGCUCACAGGCUCAAACUUCGGGUCACUGGAGGCUCAAGAACCUUCCUUGUUGACGGAUGUUAAUAAGCAUUGGCAUGUUUGGGGUACUGGUCGUAUGGCUUGUCCUGGACGAUUCUACGCCGCCGCCGCCAUGAAGACGAUUAUCGGGCAAUUCAUCCUCAAAUUCGAUGCGUCGCUCGUUAAUGAGGAGGAAUCGAGAUUCAUCUCAUGGCGAAGCUUUAUUUAUCCGAGGAAUAGGACGAAGGUUAUCUUCCGACCGGUUGAGGAAUAA